UCUUAUACGUGGCUGUUGCUUUUAUAGAAGUAAGGAACACCACUAGCUGAGAGCAAGCAAGCAAGCAGGUUUGUGUGCACUUCCUAUUAACAGAUUGCUGGCUUGGGAGCAUCUGGCUGUGGAUUUAGUCGGAGAAAGAGGCUGCUGCUGUUCACGCGCUUCCGAACUGCUCCCAAAGAGAGGUUCUUGUUCCUCAGUUAAACAUAGACCUUUAGAGAAGCUAAACAUUAAGAAAGGGCUAAGUCAACAAGAUCUGGAUGUACAAGAACAAAAAUAUUAAUAUCUCCUACAUCUGACAAACAAGAAGACUCGUCUGACCGGAAAACUGAAGACUUCAAUAGCAAAUCUUCCAGAUUCAAAAUGAAUACAGAUAGUGGUGGGUGCGCUCGCAAACGUGCUGCCAUGUCUGUCAAAUUAACAGCCGUGAAGAGAGUUCAGAGUUCUCCGAACCUAUUGACUGCAGGACUUGAUUCCCAGUCACCAGAUUCAGCUUGGAGAUCAUUUAACAAUGGGAGUAGAGAGACACUGAAUGGAGACACUAGCAGCUCCUCUCUUGCAGCCAAAGGCUUUCGAAGUGUCCGGCCAAAUCUACAAGAAAAGAAAUCACCAACUCAGGCACCCCCACUACCUCCUAGGAAAGAAAGUUUUGGUAGAUCUGGAAUAACUAAUCACAAGAAGAGUGAAAGUAACUCCUGGUCCAUAACAACCAAACAACCUAAGAAAUCUCCUCCUGAUGCUGACUACUGUACUAACAAGGAGCUUCUUCGGAAGACAGUGUAUUCUAAAAAAUCUAACACAAGUGUAUCUUACACACACAAAAUUACUAAGCCGCUGGCCUUGGUUUCUAGCACAAAAACAAUAGCUGGCAUUAGAACUACUGUUCGUCAAGGCCACAAGCAACAGUCUCAAAAGCGUAGAGUUUCUGCCCUGAAAUUAACUCGGGCACGAAAUGCAUCUAGCAGUGUUCCUUGUCGUACACAGCAACAGCCUGUGCCUGUUGAAGCAUCAGCAACUCCACAGAGGCCUGCUUCACCUGCCUGUAACCCUGUGCCUGAGAUACACAAAGCAUCUCUCUCCAUUCAGAUAGCUCCCAUCCCUGGUAAUAGAGCAGCACCUGAAAGCCAACAACAUCCACUUAGGCUUUCUCCAGACACUUCCAAGAUGCCUCCAAACAAUAUGCAACCAAUGUCUACAGUUCCUUCUGCACAGUCCGCAGAAUGCAAUGUGCUUGGAAACCAGAAAGUAACUGCCAGUGUGAUGGAGGUAAAUGCUUCACAGACACACAGACAAACUGCAGCCGAAGCUUCGCCACUGCCUCCUCCUUCACCUCCUCCUUCCAUGGUGCCGAUUAACAGACCCUCUCUCUCACCUGACAGUGGCACCCACGUAACAUCAUUUAUUUUGCCAACAUGUGAUGAUUUUUGGCCUUCACGCUUUUAUAGAACCCUGGCCCUUUCACGGUUUUCAUAUACAUACCCUUUCCUAGCUCCUGACAGUACAAUCCACAGGACUGAAACUGCCUCUGUCAUGACAGACUCAGCCAUGAGUGAGUACUCCUCUCGCCCGGUGAGCGAGUCCUCCACUGCCAUUCUAGAUGAGCUACAGAGCUGUAACUAUGAUACUACUGACCGUUCUGAAACACCUUCCCCAACCUUGAGCCAGAUGUCUGCCGUGUCAGAUGGCACCACCUUAACCUCCACUGCUGCCGGCUCUCAUGCUUUGAUAACAGUGAACGGUAACUCUAGUUCGGCGACCAGCCCAAUGAGUCACUUUCAAAGGCCUUUCUCCCCUUCUUCAGUCUACUCCCUGCCAGUCUCACUCAAUUCUAGCACGGUUCUGCUGCAGCAGAGCAGGACAACAGAAUCCACAGAGACGUACUCGCAGCGUGCUCAUUCUGUUGGCGGCAGCAGCACCACCAGCACCAUACCGCUCUGUAGAACUUCCGAGGAAGAGAAGAAAGUCACAGUCAUUAAAGCACCACAUUAUGCAGGCAUUGGCCCAGUAGAUGAAUCAGGAAUCCCAACUGCAAUUAGAACGACAGUGGACAGGCCAAAGGAUUGGUAUAAGACGAUGUUCAAGCAAAUCCACAUGGUUCACAAGCCUGAUGAUGACACAGACAUGUAUAAUACUGCAUAUGCAUAUAAUACUGCUCAUCCUGCUGCAAGGACACAGACAUACAGACCACUGACAAAAAGUACUUCCGACAACGGCACAGAGGCCUUUAAGGUCUCAUCCCCUGUACCUCCACCACCUCCAGUGCCACCAAUUCGUCCACGACAAAGAUCCGCUCAAGAAAAAAAUGAGUGGGAGCCUCCUGAUAGAAAAGUAGACACUCGUAAAUUCCGUUCAGAACCAAGGAGUAUUUUUGAAUAUGAGCCAGGGAAGUCCUCUAUCCUUGAACAUGAGAGACCGACUGAUCGCAUAAACCCAGAUGACAUAGAUUUAGAAAAUGAACCCUGGUAUAAAUUCUUUUCAGAGCUGGAGUUUGGACGCCCGCCUCCUAAAAAGCUUUUGGAUUAUGUUCAAGACAAUCCUCCAGGUCUUUCCAAUGAGACCUCCUUAUAUUACAGUCCAACAGACAGAGGCUUGGACAGACCUUCUAGUUCUGCAAGUACUGCAAGUGACUACAGGAAAAGGAGGAAGUCUGAGCCUGCAGUAAUUCAACAGAAGGCACACGGUGAUCAAAAUGCAAAUCGGACCAGCCUGGGUCGUACAGAUACGCAGAGCACAUAUUCUACACUUAGGAAGCCUGUUACAAGCUCUUCUCCAUCUUCUCCAUCAAGAGCAAAAGUAGACCAGGAGUCUCCUGGGAACUAUUCUUCUGCUUUCACUGAUGUGGGUCGAUGUGCUCCAAAGGAAAGAAGAGGAACUCCAGAGAGAGAGAGACUGCCAGCUAGAGCAGUAUAUGAUUUUAAGGCUCAAACUGCUAAGGAGCUGUCUUUUAAGAAAGGAGAUACUGUCUAUAUCCUCAGGAAAGUGGAUCAAAACUGGUACGAGGGUGAGCACUACGGAAGAGUCGGGAUUUUCCCCAUUUCUUAUGUUGAGAAACUGACUCCCCCAGAAAAAGCCCAGCCAGCAAGGCCGCCACCCCCAGCGCACGUUGCAGAGAUUGGAGAAGCUGUUGCCAAAUAUAAUUUCAAUGCAGAUACAAACGUGGAACUGUCACUGCGAAAGGGAGACAGAAUAAUUCUCCUUAGACGGGUUGAUCAAAAUUGGUAUGAAGGCAAACUGCCAGGAACCAACAGACAAGGAAUCUUCCCUGUGUCCUAUGUAGAAAUUAUCAAAAAGAAUGCAGCCAAAGGUGCUGAUGAUCAUCCUGUUCCUCCAAUACCCCAGAGUUACUCCAGUGACAGAAUACACAGUUUAAGUUCAACUAAGUUGGAUUCCAAAGCAUCAUCCCUUCCUCUCAGGUAUCGACCCUCUUCUUGUCCAGAUUCUAAUAAAGGGAAUCUCCUGGCUGUCACCGAUGAAUGGUUGUCACUGACUCUUGGCUUUUCAUCUCCAAGCACACCUUCCCCUUCUCCUCCACCUUUUCCUAAAAGCUUUCUUUCUGAUAUAGAGGAACUCAGCUCUCUAGCUUUAAUAGGUUCGCAGAGUGCCCCGGAGCCCUCAGAUAAUAUCACUCCUCAAGUAAAGCAUGGCCAUUUUGUUCCAAUUGCCUCACCAAAGGCUUCCCACUCCUUCCCUGACUCUUCAACUUCACCUCUGCCAUUCUCUUCAUCUACCUGUAAAUCACCUCCUCCAGCGACCCGGUUUCAUGCCACAGAGCAUAAGCCUGAGCGUAGCAAUUUCAAAGAGAUGAGAGGAACCCCCACUGUCAAGGAAAGGAAAAUCUUCCCAGACUCAACUCCGGAGGUGCAAGGAAUAGCAGGUGCUGCUCUUGCCCUGGGCAAAGAAGAGCCGUCAUUCAGAGUGCUGACGGAGGCUGACAAGCAGGAAGAAGAGAUCUGUGAAGAGCUGCUGUCAAUAAUCCAAGGGGGCCAGUCAAAAUGUAAAGAUUCAGGUUUCUACAGACGUGCCCCCGACGUAACAGAACAACUGGCGAGGCUUCACAUAGAAGAAGAGCCAGGCCUUGACUAUGUAGAGUCGCCAAUAACAAUUAAGAAAGAGCCUAUGAUAUCUUGUGAAGGGGACAGUGCACCAGAUACUAAAAAAGAGCCAGCUUCACUUCCCCAUGGGAUGCAAGGGCCUUCCACUUCUCCUUCCUGCCUUGCUCCUAGUCCUCCAUUUCACUCAACCAAAGCAUCUCUCUCUGAAUGUGUUUCAACGUCUUCCAAGUCUGCCGCUACCCACUCACCCCCUCUCCUUUCCAAACUGUCGUACAGACAGGAGAAAAAUUCACCCAAGUUAAAGGCUGAUUUUAAAAGGGAAAUAUUUGUCAUCGGCAAACCCCCACGUAGCCCUGUUAUGACGAGGAGAUCUUGCGGUUCACCUGUCAGAGGGCACAGCUGUUCACAUAGGCCACAGCGCCCUGUGUUUGCUCAUGAAAAUAUACACAGUGGGGGGGAACCGUUUCAGGUUCUGUAUAACUAUACUCCUAGGAACGAAGAUGAAUUGGAGCUCAGAGAGGGAGAUGUCAUUGAUGUGAUGGAAAAAUGUGAUGAUGGAUGGUUUGUGGGAACCUCCAGAAGAACAAAAUUCUUUGGUACUUUCCCUGGAAACUAUGUCAAGAAGCUGUGAAAUGUUAUUUGUUUGGGUUUUUCCCCCCUACUUAUUUAUGCUGCAUCUCUGCAACACAUCUGCAUAUAAAGCUGCUAGAAAACAUGCUCCACCAGCCUUCUGUUUUCCUGCUUUGCAAUUCCAGGUAGAAGUCAUCUAGUUCAUCUUCACCAUUCCCAUCUUCAUCCGCCAGCCAGCAGUAUUAUCGUAAUGGCUAUGAUGGGAACACUGAGCUUUUAUGAAACAAGAGGAAUUAGUCCAACAUUUAGUACAUAUUUUUCAUGCAUUAAAUAUUUCCCUGCUCCUUCCAAUUUGAAACACGCAAAUAAGAAAAAGCUUCAUGGAAGGUACAUCGUGUCAUUUUGAGGAGUUACCAAUAUUAUUUGGGUGAAUUUGCAGUACUGUCCUUAAGGGAAAAAAUGUUUAUUAUCUGCUUUCACAUCAUAUAUAGAGCAGGUUGUGGUUUACUACUUUUAAAACUGUUUGUUUUAAGUUUUCACGUUCUUUUUAAGCUCAGCGGCAUACGUUGCUUUUGCUAUGUCACAGGUUUGCCUGUUUUUACCCGUUUGCAAUAUAAAAUAAUUAAUAAAAUAUAUAGUUCCCUUGUAUGUUGCAACAUAUUGAGAGUGGUUGUAAACAAUUUCUAGAAGAAAUCAUUCAAAAGGGGAAUUGUUAUUACAAGAACACUUGAUAAGGUAUGAUUUCCAGUUGGACAUCAAACAUUUCAUACGACUUGAGUCAAUGGGAGUCACAAAUAGGUUAAAUCUCCUUUUUCCCCAAACGAGGGCAGCUUCUCACAUGAAUGAUACCUGCAAAUACAGGAAGCACAAUUUGCACUUCCCGUAUCUGCACAUAUUAGAGCAUACUAUGCUUGUUUCGACAGAAAAAAGACCUACUACUCCCAGCGUUCCCCUGGCACCGGCUAGGAAAUGCUGGGAACAGUAAGCCUUUUUCCUUUCUAAACAUGAAUAGGAUUCUUCCCUUCACGUCUGAAGUAGAGAGGCAUGCAUCGCUUUGUGAGAAGAGGUAGAUGCUCCCCAAGCAGUGAGGUCUUUCCAUAAGGAAAAUGUGCAAGUCUCCUCAUCAGAUGUGAAUAAUAUGUGCAUCUGCAGGAAACAUGAGCAGGUUCCACUUCCUCUCUUCACAUAGAUUGGUGUCCUAAGUGGAGAGAGAUCCGUGCAUCUCUCUGCAGGGGGAAGGGGGUGCUCCCCAUGCAAUUACAGCAUACGUUUCUCUCUACAGGGAAAAUGUGCAAGUUCUCACUCCCGACAUCAAUGAUGUGGGUAAUUACCGGAAGCCUAUGUCCUGUAUUUGUACACAUUUUUAAUAUCUGAAGCUUAUCCAAGGAAAACAUGUUUUGUUGCUUAACAUUAAGGAAAUGCAGAAAGCGACAAUACUGGGAAAUCCUGAGCACUUAUGAAGCAAGCCAACAAGGAAACAAUUCUCUGCUAUAUUCAAAAAUACGCUGGGAGUGCAACAGAGCAUCUGAAAGUCCAGUUUUCAACAUUCGUUUAUCAUAUGACGUUUUGUCAACAAAAAGCAAUGUUAGUACACAGUUUUAUUGCAGCAUAGUCACAUGGGUUGGGAAGGGGUCAUCCACAGUAUCACUUAAUGCUAUUACUUUGCUACAUAUGUAUCCACAUAAAUUAACAGCCCUGAACUUCAUUUUCUUUCUAGCAAUAUAGUAUUAAAACAAAGAAACAAAAAAGGCACAAACAUGAAAACUGGUACAUGUGGGUGGAUUUUCAUGGUUGGGAUAGUAUGAAAUACACAAUUAUUUGUUUUCUGUAUGCAAAAGUAAGCAUAAAUAGUGUAUGAUGGAAAACACGGGACUUACCAUGUCUAUGGCUUUAUGCAAAGCAGUCCAGGUUUGGUUUUGCUCGCACCUUAUACAAGGCAAAAAACAAACAAACCCAGCCCAUAAACUUUUUACUGCAUUUCUCUUGUGGUAAAAGACAGAUCUCACAAAUUUGUAGUCUUGUAGCAUUUUGUACAUAUGUUUGCUUUUUUUUGUACAGAGCCAUUUUAUUGUUGAUUUUUUGAAGAAGAAGAAGAAGAAAAAUCAAGUUGUUUAUUUGAUCUUCAACCUACCCCCUUCUACGAAUAAAACAUCUCGCUUUCUUUACGUGCCCCUGCCCUCCAGUGUUUAAGCACAUUCGGAUAGUGCAAUUCUGUAAAAUAGCAUUUGAUGCAAACGUUUUAUGAAUUAUAAUAUGGUUUUACCAGCCAAAUCUUG
Molecule: messenger RNA, 6895 nt
Organism: Elgaria multicarinata webbii
Lineage: Eukaryota; Metazoa; Chordata; Lepidosauria; Squamata; Anguidae
Gene: SORBS2
Product: sorbin and SH3 domain containing 2
Exons: 30
Coding region: 361-4680 (1439 amino acids)
Biological process (GO): Notch signaling pathway
Cellular component (GO): neuronal cell body; plasma membrane; dendrite
Molecular function (GO): protein binding
Source: RefSeq, a predicted model, not a curated record